Molecule: messenger RNA, 2977 nt
Organism: Gilbertella persicaria
Lineage: Eukaryota; Fungi; Mucoromycota; Mucoromycetes; Mucorales; Choanephoraceae
Product: Mechanosensitive ion channel-domain-containing protein
Exons: 10
Coding region: 1-2628 (875 amino acids)
Biological process (GO): monoatomic anion transport; transmembrane transport
Cellular component (GO): plasma membrane
Molecular function (GO): mechanosensitive monoatomic ion channel activity; calcium ion binding
Source: RefSeq, a predicted model, not a curated record
AUGCACGAAACAAAAAUUGAACAAGUCAAUCAUGAUGAACCAUUAGAAUCACAUGACCAACAAGCAAGUACACCCGAUACUAUAGUGGAAAGACCACCUCAUCCUAGAAGAAGGCAUUCCUUCUACAGUGCCCUGGAAGCACUUGCUGGUCCAGCACUUAUUCUGCCCACAACAACAGACAUUGAUGGCCGCACACUGCAUGAAGAAUUUGACUGGGAUGCCAAAGACGAAGACGAAGACCUAGACAAAAAAGAAGACGAUGACAACGAUAGCAAGAAAAAGAAACGUGGAGCAUUAGAAAAAAGUAGUGUUAUUAUUUGCUUUAAUGAAAACUCUUCUUAUAUUGCCUGGAGUUGUAUUGUUUUGUUUGCAUUGAUCUUUAUUGCUAUUGACAUUGCCAUCUUUGUGGCUUAUAAUAAGCGUGAGCAAAUCACAAUGACUUCUUAUGGUCUUCAGCUCUGGUUUACUUGGAUUGCAUUCAUGUGGUGUAUUGGUUUUAUGUCACAGAUCUUGGUGGAAUUGAUUCCCUGGGCCAUCAAGAAAAGUAUGGGCUAUUUGCGACCUCAAUCGACAGAAGUACUUCGUAUGCGAUUAUCGUAUUAUAUGGCCUUGCGUAUCUAUAUCAAACUGAUUCUCAUCUCCGCCUGGGCAUGGGGGUCAUGGGCAUUCAUUCAGGACCAUGUACAACUGCCAUUGAUCAGUUCUUCUCCCGAUGCGGGAGACCAAUAUGCUUCUAAACCUCAAUAUACGAGUGUGUUUUAUAGUAUAUGGGAAUGUUGUUUCUUUGCCACACUCUUUCUUUUUGUAGAAAAGUUUAUUUUACAAUUAAUAGUGACCUCUUUUCACAAGAAAGCCUACGGUGAUAGAAUUAAAGAAAAUGACAAAGCACUCAGAAUACUUGACCGACUUAAGAAGAUGAAGAGAAAAAAUCCUCAAGAAUUCCUAUUGAAACGUAUUCGUCGUAAGCCCAAGACAAACUCAGGUACAAACACAACAGUCCCGAGUCGAUCGCAUUCCAUGGACGAAAACAUACCUCAACAAGGCAAAUCCAUCAUGACAGGCAACCAACAAUAUAAUGAUGGUAAAUCCAAUGUCAAAUUCCCUUCUCAGAACAUGGACACCUUGAUUGCCAUUCCUCCCCUUGAAGACCGUGUUAACAAGUCAGAUGAUGAGAAACAAGACUUUCAGCAGAUACAAGAACCAGCACCUUCCCAUGAAGAGAACAAACGAAAAAGCUUCUUUAACAAGCUUCCUAAAAUCAAAAGAACUAACACACAUAGUGCUGAAGCUUUUGUAGAUGCGCCUCCUCCCCUUGUCAGGGACAAUACAUGGUUUUCCAGGAACAGUCAAGACGAAAAAGGGUUUUUUAGUGCUACACGUGAUUUUGGUCUGAGUACAACCGCUAUCCCCGUCAAGCUCUUCAAGGGCGGAUACAAUAAAUUCGUUUCACAAAAGAAUUAUGGUAAACAAACGGGCCAGCCUUCUCAACAAGCAAAAUAUCUUGCCAAAAAAAUCUACAGCAAUGUGCUGGGCCCAGACAGUAACCGAGACAAAGUGAUCGAAUCGGAUUUCUAUCCCUUUUUCAGAACGACAAAAGAAGCUGCUUAUGCUUUUAGUCUGUUCGAUGCCGAUGGUAAUGGCGAUAUCACCAAGCGUGAACUUCGAUCUGGCUGUGUUCGAAUCUAUCGUGAACGCAAGAAUCUAACAAGAUCUAUGCGUGAUUUAUCUCAGGCCACCGGCAAAUUGGACAUUAUCUUGAUGAUUGUGUUUGUAGUUAUCUGGGUCAUCAUUGUCUGCGCUGCGUUUGGUGUCAAUGUAGGUACCGAUCUCAUGCCUCUCUGGAGUGCCUUUGUAGCUGCUAGUUUUGUUUUUGGUACUUCUGCUAAAGAUGCUUUUGAAGCUAUUAUCUUUGUGUUUGUUACGCACCCUUUUGAUGCUGGAGACCGAGUCUUGAUUCAAGGUGAAAAUUGGGUAGUUCAAAAUGUCGGUUUGUUAGUCACGACUUUUCUUAAAUGGGAUGGUUCAGUUGUCUAUGCAAAAAAUUCUGUCCUUACAUCUCAAUACAUUAUUAAUGUGAGGAGAUCAGGAAGAACAGGCGAAACAGUUGAGCUUCAAAUAAGCUUCUCGACGCCUUCGUGGAAGAUCCGAAAGAUUACAGAACAUAUGCAAAAAUGGUGCAAUGAAUACCCCAAACUCUAUACUCCCAAUUCAGCCUCUACCAAUGUCACAGGCUUCCAAAACCAAAACAAGAUCACACUCUCAUUUUACUUUGAACAUACACAAAACUGGCAAGAUCCUGGAGGUCGUUGGUUGCGUCACAACAAUUUCAUGUGGGAACUCAAAGAAGAAUGCGAGCGUCUUGAGAUUAAUUAUACGUUACCCCCUCAGCCAUUUGUUGCUGAAUCUAAACCGAAUGAUGCUCCUCCUGAAGCUUAUAAUAUGGGUUCAAAAUCUGGUUAUGGGCUUGAAGGUAUGCAGCAAAGAAGACCCUUUCAAGACAAUGACGAUGAAAUUAAGAAUGUACCUAUUGGUGCAGAAUCAGGGGGUCAUGCUGGUAAUUCAGCCUCUGAUAACUCGGGUGCUGCUGCAGGAGCUGCUUCUACCUUGAUGUUUGCUGCUGAUAUGUAACCAAAUAAACUUUAUUGCUUAUUUAGGACAUGGCAACGAGUCAAAUGAUAUCAUUUGUGCGUUUUGAACCCAAGCUUUAUGUAUAUCUCUCAUUUUGACAUAUACAAUAGAAAAAAAUGUGCUACUCUAUAUGCUAGUUUCUUGUAUGAAAGCUACAGCUUGAUUUGUAUACACUUCGCCAUGUUUUACUUGAAAGGAAGUUUAAAUCGGGGAUUAAAUUCUGUCAUUUAAAUUUGGAUUUUUUUUUGUCCAAAAAACAAGUUUGCGAUCAAUUGACGACACAGAGCGCCUAAAAACGAAACGCUACCAAAAUGAGCUACUAGUAAAAGAAAAUGUCGAGCUAUGUUUU